AUGAGUCCAUUUCCAUUAUUACUCCUAUUUGGUAGAAACAGACUAAACACAUUUCAUCUCUGUCACAGUUUAUCCACCACUGCUACUACUACUACUGCCAAUAUUCUCGACAUCAAUGACAAGAUAAUAGCAACCCAAAUAUCAAACUGCAACAAUGUACAUCACCUCAACCAAAUUUACGCCCAAAUAAUCCGAACUCACUUCUUGGUAUUUUAUCCCGCGCAAUUUCACUGGAACAACAUUAUUAGAUCAUAUACUAGGCUUAAUUCCCCUAGUAACGCUCUACAUGUGUACGUCAAUAUGUCGAGAAAUGGUGUUCGUCCAGAUACUUUUACAUUGCCCAUUGUUUUAAAGGCGAUGUGUUCGGUUUUGAGUUAUGUUUUGGUAAAACAGCUUCAUGGGGUUGCAGUAAAGCUUUGUUUGGAUAGUAAUAUGUAUUCUGAAAGUGGGUUUAUUAGUUUGUAUGGGAAAGCGGGUGAAUAUGAGAAUGCACGUAAGGUGUUUGAGCAAAAUCGUGAGAGAAAGUUGGGGUCUUGGAAUGCGAUUAUAGCGGGGUUAUCGCAAGGUGGGCGUGCUAAAGAAGCGAUAGAGAUGUUUUUGGAGUUGAGAGGGAGUGGGUUAAUGCCGGAUGAUGUGACUAUGGUUAGCGUGACGUCGGCUUGUGGUAGUCUUGGAGACUUGGAGUUGGGUUCUCAAUUGCAUAAAUGUGUAUUGCAAGCGAAAGAAAUGGGGAAGUCUGAUCUUUUGAUGAUGAAUUCGCUUAUUGAUAUGUAUGGUAAAUGUGGAAAGAUGGAUCUUGCUUAUAGGGUGUUUUCGAGGAUGAAGGAAAGAAAUGUAUCCUCGUGGACUUCUAUGAUUGUUGGGUAUGCGAUGCACGGGUAUGUUGGAGAUGCGCUUGAGUGCUUUCGUUGCAUGAGAGAGGCAGGUGUUAGGCCUAACCAUGUGACGUUUAUCGGGGUGUUGAGCGCUUGUGUACAUGGGGGGAUGGUGCAAGAAGGAAAGUAUUAUUUCAACAUGAUGAAGAAUGAAUAUGGUAUUGCACCCAUGUUGCAGCAUUAUGGGUGCAUGGUGGAUUUGCUUGGCAGGGUUGGGUUGCUCGAGGAGGCAAGGGGGAUGAUUGAAGGGAUGUCAAUGAAAACAAAUGUCGUGAUUUGGGGAUGCCUAAUGGGGGCUUGUGAGAAGCAUGGGCAUGUGAAAAUGGGAGAGUGGGUGGCUAAGCACUUGCAACAGUUGGAACCGUGGAACGAUGGAGUGUAUGUGGUAUUGUCCAACAUUUAUGCCAGUAAUGGCAUGUGGGAAGAGGUAAGGAGGAUGAGAGCAAUUAUGAAGGAGAGAAAACUUGCCAAGAUUCCAGCUUAUAGUUUGUCAGCAAGUUCAUAUUGAGAGCUGAAGGUGGACCUGCCAAAGAUGAAGGGAUCAGAAAUGUUGCUCUCUUAUAGAUGUGAGUGCAUAAGAUGGUUGCCAUAUGCUGCACCUCACAAAAGUGUUUAUAUAGGAGCAAUAUAUCACAUAAUCUAACGUAGUCGUUGACCCUUAACUUUGAUCCACUUAAUUCCUCUGUAGUAAAAAAUAUAUACAUUUAUUUUUAGGUGAGAUGUUG
Molecule: messenger RNA, 1600 nt
Organism: Capsicum annuum
Lineage: Eukaryota; Viridiplantae; Streptophyta; Magnoliopsida; Solanales; Solanaceae
Product: pentatricopeptide repeat-containing protein At1g77170, mitochondrial
Exons: 1
Coding region: 1-1383 (460 amino acids)
Biological process (GO): RNA modification
Molecular function (GO): protein binding; RNA binding
Source: RefSeq, a predicted model, not a curated record